UCCCGCCGAUCCCGCCGCCGCCGCCGCCGCCAUGUCGCCGCUCGCCCGCUCGCUGCUCGCGCUCGGCGCGCUGCUCGCCGCCGCCGACGCUAAUGUAUGGGAGCUGGAAAGCCUCCGACCAAAUUGCGCUGGUUUUAGAAUAUCUGCUCGCCGGUAUGACGGAAAGCCCAUGGAAGACAUAAUUUACGAACUCAGGGCCUUAAAGACUGGCAGCGGAGGAUUCCACGACAUACCCAAUUACUGCGCAAAAUACGGCGUAGACAUCGAGUACCAGAGUGUGGUAGUAUGCAACGAGUACGAAGGCCGGACGUCAGCGCCCAGGAAGCCACCGAAAGUCCGCCCGUUGAGCGAAGACACCAUGUCACCGGUGUAUGCGUCGUGUAAAGGAGUACGUGAAUGUGGACCACUCAUCUUCCGUGUUACACAGAGAUGCCUACCCUAACGGAAUAUAUAGUUAAUCGAUGUAUAGGAAUUAAAAUAUUUUUUUUAGAGAACCUUAAGUGCAAUCGAAGAAUGUAACGAUUUUUAUUCAUGCUGAUAUAUUCAAAGCGUGUGAGGUUUACAAUAAAGUGUGUGUUUUAUUUCUUCAUAACUAGGUA
Molecule: messenger RNA, 599 nt
Organism: Leguminivora glycinivorella
Lineage: Eukaryota; Metazoa; Arthropoda; Insecta; Lepidoptera; Tortricidae
Exons: 3
Coding region: 32-442 (136 amino acids)
Source: RefSeq, a predicted model, not a curated record